Molecule: messenger RNA, 2387 nt
Organism: Spodoptera frugiperda (fall armyworm)
Lineage: Eukaryota; Metazoa; Arthropoda; Insecta; Lepidoptera; Noctuidae
Product: damage-control phosphatase ARMT1
Exons: 16
Coding region: 139-2196 (685 amino acids)
Biological process (GO): DNA damage response
Cellular component (GO): cytoplasm; nucleus
Molecular function (GO): phosphatase activity
Source: RefSeq, a predicted model, not a curated record
GUCAACAUUGGCAGCUGGCACAAGCACAACUGUCAUUAAUCAGUCAAAAAUAAAAAAUCACAACAUUCGAAUGUAUUCUCAAAAAUAAAUAAUAUCCAUUCGGUUAUGGCAUAAAAAAAUUAACGAAAACGACAAAAAAUGAGUUCACCGGCUAAAGGGGUUGCUUUGCCGCAAUCGCCUGUUAAAGGAGGUUCACCAACAAAACCUGGUUCACCUCUGGCGCAGUCUAAGAAAUCAAGUAAAGCAUCCUCACCUACGAGAUCAACAGGUGCAGCACAGCCCUUUGUCCAUCAAAAUUCUGAUGAUGAAGACUAUUACACGAGACCCGACUUUAUUUACGGCGGACCAUUUAUCGGCGUGAAUAGACCAUCCCCAUUCUUAGAUACUGGGACGCCGAUGAAUUUGCCGCUACAAGGGACAUUUAAAAAGAGCUUCGCGUAUUUUUCUCUGAAAGAAAGAAUACCAGUGAUAUUAACUAAAAUAAUCGAUUACUUGUCAAGAGAUGGAGGCAGCAUCAAAUCUGCCAAUGGCGCGUCAGAGGAGGAUCUUAAAAAUUUUAUGCAAUCUGUGGUCAAGUUGAAGAACGAUUUAGUAACGAAUAAAGAUUAUGAUCCGUUUACUGUAGACACGGCUAACGCAAAAAAAUGGAACAUGUGGAUAGAGAAUCAAGAAAAUAAGAAAUAUUUUAAUAAUACUUGGAUGUUUACCGAAUGUUAUUUGUACAGAAAGCUUAGAGAAGGUUGUGAAUUGACCAAAGGUUUACAGAAGUUCGAUUAUUUUGAAGCUCAAAAGAAGAGUGCUUUUGACAACAAUGUAGAGUUGAUGUGCAUAGUCGCUGACAAAAUGGUGACCAUGGUCAAUAAGUCUGAAAAAGACAAGCGGAAAGCUGAUUUCAUCACUUUACUGAAGAUAUGCCUGUGGGCGAACAAAUGCGACCUGUCCCUCUCUCUAGGGUCCCAGGUGAACCUGAUCCAAGCGGCGAAGGAUGCCACUGAGAAACUCCGCCUGAACCCACCCCCACCCCCGCCCCCUCCCAAGAAGGGUAAGAAGGGGAAGCCCGCUAAGGAGGCCGCGCCACAAGCACCGCUUGUCAUCAGCCACGAUCCGUUUCAAAUGAUACUGGAUUUGAAGGAUAAGUUGUUAGUGGAUGAUACGGCUAAAAUAGCCGACCAGGUUCAGAACAAAGCUGACGCUAUGCUGAAAGCUAUCAAUGCGAAUACGACGUUUAAGUUCAAGUGCAGUUGUCAUAGGUUGGCCACGCUCGCCGGCGUGCCGUUGUGUAAAGAUGAAGCCGCGGAAGAAGUGAAGGAUACGAAAGACGCGAAGGAUACGAAGGAUACGAAAGACAAGAAGGAGACGAAAGAAGCAGCUCCUGCGGAAGCCAAGGAUGGGAAGGAGAAGAAGGAAGAUGCUCCCAAACCCAUACCCUGCCCUGCCAAGAUGACUGUCCCUCAAGCUGUAAUGUUCGAUAUUGUGUGUGACAACACUGGGUACGAGCUUUUCGCGGAUCUAUGUCUAGCGCACUUCUUGGUCGCACAGAAGAUAGUACAAAAGGUGAGAUUCCACGUCAAAGACAUGCCGUGGUUCAUCUCAGACGUUACUGAAAAGGAUUUCAGAUACGUGAUUGAUGCUUGCAGUAAUAGCAAUUUCAGCAAAGAAGCGUCGUCCGGCGCCACGGAGGGCGAGGGGGGUGCGCCCAAAAUCAUCAAGGCGGACAACCUGAGGUUACUCGGUCAGGCGUGGAACCAGUACCUUACUGAUGGCGUCUUCCAGGUCAUGGCCGAAGAGUUCUGGACGACCCCCCACGUAUACAGAGACAUGAAGAAGUACGACCCCAUCCUGUACCGCAAGCUGCAGUACGCCGUGGCGAUCAUGUUCAAGGGGGACCUCAACUACCGCAAGUUGUUAGGAGACCGGAAUGUCAACCCCACUACUGGGUUCGAAGCUUCCUUGCAAGGUUUCAUCCCGGCUCCGAUAAUAGCGGUACGUACCGUGAAGGCGGAGCUCAUCUGCGGGCUACCGAAGGGCAAGUGGGACCAACUCACUACUGCUGAUGAGAAGUGGAUGCAGAGCGGAGAUUAUGGCGUGAUUCAGUUCUGUCCGAAAGGCGAAGCGCUCAAGGUAUCGGACCGUCCCUGCAUGGACUACUGUCAAACCUGCUUCGGAGUCGUAUGUCCUGAACAUACUGAUAUUUGAUCGUUUGUGUCGACUGAACUCAUUCUUUGUUGUUUAUGUUUAUAAAAAUAAAAGUUUUUACUCUUUACUCGUAUUUUGGGCACAGUGAGCUUCUACACCACUUUCAUAGAUAAAUCUAAAUGUUAUUUACUUGUUAAUUUUUAUUUACAUAGCUAUGAUCAAAUUUUAAAUAAAUGUUUUUUGAAUUUUCA